AUGAGCGAACUUCACCGAGAGCAGGAAAUUAUCAACCAGCUAAAGCUAAAACAUGAAGAGAUUGUUGAAAAAGCUGCCUUAGAAAGAGAAAAGGACUUGGAACUGAUUGAAAUUGAAAAACAAAAACUACGUGAACUUGAGAGGAAGCACUAUGAGACAGAGCAGUUGUUAGAAGCAUGUCUGGUGGAAGAUGAAGAUCAGCUGUUGGAGCGCUAUCAAAAGGAACAAGAAGUACUCGACAAUCAACGCAUAUACUUUGAUAAUUUGGAAUUCGAGAAACUGGAGUCGGAGUCCAAAUAUGACCAAGAGAAGGCAACAAUUAGAGAAAACAUCCUUCUCAGCCAAAAUGCUUUACUAGACAAAUACAGAGCAAGACAGAGUCGACUUCAUCAGAUUGACAAACAAAGAGAAAUGCUUCAAGAAGUGAAGGUCAAUGUUGAAACACUUGAAAAAAACAGACAGAAAUUAGUGGAAGAAUUCCGAAAGAUUAAUUUUCGUCGCCCCAAGGCUCGCCGUCGCCAUGUUCCCCAGCAGGAAAAAGCACGACUGACUCAUGUGGAAUGCAAAAUCCAAGAACUGUCACAAUUCUGCUCUGUGCCGGUCAGUGAUGAGGGCUACGACCACAGUGAGCGAUCAUCUGAUGCUGAAAGUGAGGAUAAGAUUGAUUUAGUUUCUGCUCGGAAAGCUCUAGUUGAUAACUCGGACAUCUUAAGUACACUGAUGCCUUCGGACCUGUCAAAUUCUAUCCCAAGACGGAAUGGUAAUAAACAGAUUUCUCCUGGUUUUGAUACCAGCAAAGGAUGGCACACUCUCACAGAGAAACAAAAUCAAAACCCAGUUGUUGAGCAAGAACGACGCCGAAUUGAAGAACUGAAACGACGAGCAGCUGAUGAGGGUCGUGCCCAGUGGGAAGAAAGGAAAAUGAGAGAAGCCAAUUGCAAAAGUUUCAAUUCUUUGGAAUCUGAAGAUUCAAGUAUUGCCAGCAGCUGUGAGACACCUUCAGAAAAGGAAACAAGCCUAAGUAGUGACAACGACCACCUGGAAAAACUGUCGGAGUUGGAGCGGCUCCUGGCACAGGCACAGACAGAAAAAAUGCACCUCAUUGAUGAACAGGUGAAGUUACGAGAGAAUGAAAUGUCCGCACUACAAGAGGAACGUCUGAAAAGAGAAGAGCUUGAACGAAAACUGCAGGAGGAAGCCAUGUUAAGGGAUCAGUUAGUACAACAGCAGGUACAACUUCGUGAGCGGCAAAUACAGCAGGCACGUCCUCUCACCCGAUAUCUCCCCAUCCGAAACAAAGAUUUUGACCUGCGGCAACAUAUAGAGACGGCAGGUCACCAUUUGGACUCUUGCCCAUUUGUUGUUGUCACGACAACAAGUUGCCGUGGCUACCUACAGAAAAUGGGUAACAAGUUUAAGACUUGGAACAAACGCUGGUUCCUGUUUGACCGAAUAAAGAGAUCACUGCUGUAUUACAGUGAUAAGAAUGAGGCCAAAGCCAGAGGUGGAAUCUAUUUUCAAGCCAUAGAAGAAGUUUAUGUCGACCACCUACGCACAGUAAAAAGCCCCAACCCUAAGCUGACUUUCUGUGUAAAGACAUAUGACCGCACAUACUACCUAGUGGCCCCCAGUGCUGAGGCCAUGAGGAUCUGGAUAGAUGUUAUAUUCACAGGAGCCGAGGGCUAUCAUACAUUUUAA
Acanthosepion pharaonis is the source of this 1698-nucleotide messenger RNA. The record is from the annotation of a GenBank genome assembly. NCBI's taxonomy places the organism in Eukaryota, Metazoa, Mollusca, Cephalopoda, Sepiida, Sepiidae.